AAACUCAUCCUGCGCCUUUACAGUUAACCUGACAGUGCAGGAGUGCAUGUGUGUCGAUUACAAGGAUUAUAUUAUCACAGCCCAGAAGACAGGGCACGGUAGCUAAGCGGCAAGUGGUGAUAACCAUUUCACUUACCCGCUCAUUUAUUACAGGAUCUGGGUUGGCUAAGGACAUCAGUAACUGUGUUUGGCAGGAUUGAUUAUCAAUUGUGAAAACCUGUGGCUUAAAGCAAUUCCACUUAUUUCUUUUCUUACAUCUUUUUACUGGUGGGCAUUGCUUAACAAUUUGGUAUUCAUGAAGUAAGUUUAUGCUAAACAUGUGAUUUACAUACUUUUUUGUGGAAAAUUUUCGCUAUGGAUGAGACUUAAAGCUAUAAGGAUUAAUAACUAUUUAUACUAGUGAUGAAAACAGAGUAAUAAAAUUCCUGGAAGGCAAUUUGUGUCAACGCACCUGGAUACCUGACAAAACAAAGAAUAAUGAACAUCGAACUCCAACCACAUAGCUGUUCCUCAACAUACCAAUCCUACCAUGGCAACCUGUGAUCACUCCAAGAGCACCACAUUUUCCUAUUCACAAUGGUAAAAAGCUCGGAAAUGAACCUCUUGUUUUUCUUCGGAGUGCUGAUCCCUGCGUUGGUGACGGUCGCCCUGUUUGCGAUAUUCUGCUUCUGUUGGUACAGGAUGAGAGUUCGAAACGAGAUACUCUAUAAGAAGCACGACCCUCACAAGAUUGAGCGACUUCGAGAAAUAGGCAAAAACUACGAGCCACCCCCACCGCCACUGCCUCCCUUCAAGUCUCGAACGGCGUUACUUUCGGAUACUUACGGCCACAAUAAUAAUAACAUUAAGGACAAACCCACUGAUGACUACGAAGAGCAACCGGAGCCAACAGAAGGUCUGGAUAAUCCCUCAAUGUAUAGAACUAAUCCCGACAGUGGAUUCAGUGACUUGAAUCAAAUUCAGUGCCAUGUUCACGCUGGUUCACCUGCAACAAAUGUUCAAAGACGCGAAAGUGACAUGUGCCGUCCAAAUUCUCAAGCAUCUGACGAUUCUGAUGACUCUGGAUUUCGCAGCUCUCGUUCUGGACAGUAUAUACACAGUGCUAGCAGUAGCAAUGGUAAUGCACAGGAUACCGGGGUUCUAGGAAUCGGGGUUCAUAGUUUACAAGUUCAAGACUCUGUGCCAUUGUUCAAACCAAUCAAAAUUCAUCCAAAUGAAAAUGGCCGACAACCAAUCGUUUCGUUCAUGCACAGGAACUCUAGUAAGCACAAGGGGCAAAGGAAGAGGCUUCCAUUGCCUUCUAGUCAAAACUUAUCACACAGUGAAUCUCAAACAAUAAACAGUGUGACUGUUGCAAGCAUUACUCAGCAACAGCAGCAGAUCCAAGCGAUGCUGGCUGCAUCAACUAGCAUGUAUAAUGGUCACACAUCUGGCCCAUCAUGCACCAGUGACAUACAUUACAUUAGUAAAUCGAGCAAUGACGUGCAUGGGGGUAGACUUCACAGCAUUGACAGUCACGUGCGCCCACUAACGUAUGCGGGCGACUAUGGAUUUAAGUCUUGUGUACCUAGUUGUGGUCCUAGAAACAAGAGUGUUCACAUAAAUGAUCAUCAACUUAACAGUAUUGGAUACAGCAGUGAUAUGAGUAAUUUCGGACAAACUGUUGGCAACGGUCUUGGCUACGGAGAGCCGUUGUCUUUUCCUGGCGGGAGUAAAAUGCCAUUAAAUGGACAUAAUCCUGUAAACUCGUACAUUCCUGGAUACAAUAUAACAAGUACUAGCCAUAUGCGGCCAAUUCAGCCAGAGCCAACGAUGUACAAUGCUGGACAUUUCUCACGAACUACUUCGGAGAACCCAUCCCAGCAACUUACUAUCACACAAGCGAUGGUGCAUAAGCCCUUUAUUGAAGAGCUCAGUGACCCAAAACUAUACUCUGUUGUAUAGCAUUUCAUUUGUGAUUUUUAUAUAUAAAUAUAUAUUGUGUUCACUUGGAUCAACUGUGUCAAUUUUUCGAAAAAAGAUUUGUGCUAACUGGGUUAUUAUUGUAUUUAUUUAUUCUGUGAACUAUCAAAUGGUGCAAACAACAGAUAGUUAAAACAGCCAUUUGUUGAGAUAUUUAAGCACAUGUGCAUUGAAUUUUCGCUCAGAAUGAAAAUAAAUAUAUUGUACAUAAUCUUUUUAUACAAUAAUGCAUUUGAGUACAAUUGUAAUACCGACAGCAUUUAAUAAAAUUUUUUAAGGAUAUAAUCAUUCGCUUUUACGAGCUAUCAUGCAUAACAUCAUCCUGUGAGAGAGAUUUGGACAUGGAAUUAAACUUCUUUCAUAAAGAUUUAAAAGCAGAUUUCUUAAAAGGAAAUUAAGACGUGUAGGAUGGUGAAACAUUUUCUAGAUCAGUGAAAUCCAAAUUCAGAUUAAUGCACAAGGCAUAUCGAGAUAUCAAAAGCAUGAAAUACUUUAAGACUUAAGUGCACAUUACGAUGCACGGUUUCGCUCGCUAAAUAUGAUAUUGCUAACUGAUACCCCCUGACAAAUAUAAAAUUAUUUAUUAAUAUGAACUAGGUUUCGUGUUAGCGGGGCAAAAUUAGCAUACAGAAUUCUUUGUAGAUCUUAUAAAUUGCUUUUCAACACAUUACAAAGGCGUUCUAAGUUUUCAGCCUAAUAUGAUAAAUUAUAUAACACAAUAUGACAGCCUGGAGUUAUUUUUGCAGAAGUAAAUGAAUUUUUGCGUCUUUUUCUUCACUUUGUCAUUGUCAUAACCGUGUAUAAUUAAUAUCACUUGUUUCAAAGGUCACCAUUAUAGAAUAACGAAGGUUUUUCACCUCCAAUCUGUAUUAAAUUUUGUAUUCAUAUCUACAAACAUUAAAGCGUGCAUUGUAAGAAAAAUAAUAUUCAGAAUGCAUUUUUUCAUGAAAUCCUGAAACUGAUCUGUGAUUGCAUGAUUUUGUUAUAUAAGUAAUUUACUUAAAUUUUGAAUUAUUGACAAAGGCAAUUUUAAGUGUGUUUAUCUAAGUGUAUAAAUAGAAAAAAGAAGUGAGUGAAACUGUUGAAAUGUACUAGUCAUGUAAGAACUGUUUGUAUGCACAUUCUCUGUUAAAUCCAUUUUUCUUCCAGUUUCAUUUAAUGAUGUACAAAUCUGGAAAUAAAACAUGAAAACUA
Mya arenaria is the source of this 3156-nucleotide messenger RNA. RefSeq lists its product as uncharacterized. The record is from RefSeq and is a predicted model, not a curated record. Lineage: Eukaryota; Metazoa; Mollusca; Bivalvia; Myida; Myidae. The coding region runs from base 577 to 1944 and encodes 455 amino acids. The transcript is spliced from 2 exons.